Molecule: messenger RNA, 2502 nt
Organism: Jaculus jaculus (lesser Egyptian jerboa)
Lineage: Eukaryota; Metazoa; Chordata; Mammalia; Rodentia; Dipodidae
Gene: Zbtb2
Product: zinc finger and BTB domain containing 2
Exons: 3
Coding region: 143-1690 (515 amino acids)
Biological process (GO): regulation of transcription by RNA polymerase II
Cellular component (GO): nucleus
Molecular function (GO): DNA-binding transcription factor activity, RNA polymerase II-specific; RNA polymerase II cis-regulatory region sequence-specific DNA binding; protein binding
Source: RefSeq, a predicted model, not a curated record
GGCGAAUUCGCGUUCCGUUCCCCGUCGCCGGUUCCCUCCCUUCUCGCCGCCGCCACCGCCAAGUGAGUCCCGGAGCGGGCGGCGGCCGGUGAGCGUCCCGCGUCGGAGCCCCGAGAGGCGGGCCCGUCAGAUUUUUUAAAAAAUGGAUUUGACCAACCAUGGACUUAUUCUACUGCAGCAGUUAAACGCUCAGCGCGAGUUCGGUUUCCUGUGUGACUGCACGGUUGCAAUCGGCGAUGUGUACUUCAAGGCACACAAAUCAGUUCUUGCUUCAUUCUCCAAUUACUUUAAGAUGUUGUUUGUCCAUCAGACCAGUGAGUGUGUCCGUUUGAAGCCCACGGACAUACAGCCCGACAUAUUCAGCUAUCUCCUCCACCUGAUGUACACUGGGAAGAUGGCCCCGCAGCUCAUCGACCCUGUGCGCUUGGAGCAGGGAAUCAAGUUCUUGCACGCCUACCCCCUCAUCCAGGAGGCCAGCCUCGCCAGCCAAGGCACCUUUUCGCAUCCUGACCAAGUCUUCCCGCUGGCCUCCUCCCUGUACGGCAUUCAGAUCGCAGACCACCAGCUGAGACAAGCCCCCAAGAUGACCCCGGCGCCGGAGAAGCUGGGGCGGGAGCCUAGGCCCCAGGUGCCCAGGAUGAGCCAGGAGCCGGCGCCCGAGGCGGGCCCCCUGUCCCAGCUGACUUCGAACCUGGGCCCGGUGAGCCGGACAGCCAUGGCGCCCGCCGACGCGCUGCAGGCCUCGCUCUCUCCCGAACUCGUGUCCACCCCGGUCCCUCCCGCCCCGGCCGGGGAGGAGACCAACCUGGAGGCCUCGUCCUCGGACGAGCAGCCGGCGUCGGCCCUGACCAUCGCGCACGUGAAGCCGAGCAUCAUGAAGCGCAACGGCAGCUUCCCCAAGUACUACGCGUGCCACCUGUGCGGCCGGCGCUUCUCGCUGCGCAGCAGCCUGCGGGAGCACCUGCAGAUCCACACGGGCGUGCCCUUCGCCGCCGGCCCGCCGCCCGAGCCGCGCGGGCCCCUGUCGCUGUGCAGCAGCGCCGCCGACCUGGCCAAGGACGCCAUGGAGGUGCCCGAGGCGGGCAUGAUCAGCGACAGCGAGCUGCAGCACAUCUCCGACUCGCCCAUCAUCGACGGGCAGCAGCAGUCGGAGACGCCGCCGCCCUCGGACAUCGCCGACAUCGACAACCUGGAGCAGGCGGACCAGGAGCGCGAGGUGAAGCGGCGCAAGUACGAGUGCACCAUCUGCGGGCGCAAGUUCAUCCAGAAGAGCCACUGGCGGGAGCACAUGUACAUCCACACCGGCAAGCCCUUCAAGUGCAGCACUUGCGACAAGAGCUUCUGCAGGGCCAACCAGGCGGCCCGCCACGUGUGCCUCAACCAGAGCAUCGACACGUACACCAUGGUGGACAAACAGACCCUGGAACUCUGCACGUUCGAGGAGGGCAGCCAGAUGGACAACAUGUUGGUGCAGACCAACAAGCCCUACAAAUGCAACUUGUGUGACAAAACAUUUUCCACUCCCAACGAGGUUGUCAAACACUCGUGCCAAAACCAGAACUCGGACGUUUUCGCCCUGGAUGAGGGGCGGUCCAUUCUCCUGGGCAGCGGGGACUCGGAGGUAACGGAAGCUGACCACCCGGUGUUAGCGUCCAUCAAAAAGGAACAGGAAACCGUGUUGCUAGAUUGAAUGUUACUUGUCUUUUUAAAAACUGUCAUUUUUAUAAAGUAUCUUCUUUCCCCUCCUCCCGAUUUGGAACCGUAGUUCUCCGUGGCAUGAUACCAAGGGGCCCUGGCCCCUUCUCCUCACCCCACGCCCACCUCUGUAAAGGCUUUGUGCAUUAUAAACCUGGAGUAAAUGUACUUUAAUUCAGGGGGUAUUGGAAAGAUAAUGGUCAGUAAUACUUAUAAGCAAAUAGGUUUUGAGAAGUUUUAGAUUAAUUAGAAAGCAUACUUGGAACUAAUUAAGGACACAUAACAAAACAACUAGAAUAUAAUUUGGUAAGCUAAAAUUAUGACUUUCCCUGGGUACUAAGUCUUCCUUCUCAGAGAAACAGUGUCAGGAAACACAGCAUGCUUCUUAGAGAUAAAGCUGGGCUCUGUACUAUGCAAGAUGUAGACAGCGUGGGAGACUGGAAGCCCGAGAAUAUGUUUCUACUGUUUAUCCUCUGGGUGUCUUUGAGAUUAUGUCCAGAUAAGAGAAAUCACUAGUCAAGAAAUCCUCCUUAACAAAAUACAAAAGAGAAAAGGAAUAAUGUGAUGGCAAUCUUUAAUUUUUGGAUAAACUUGACAAGCUGUGAGUUUGUGUGUUUGUAAAAGAAAACGUGGAUACUUGCAACAAACAGGUGAAUUAAUGCACAUGCCUUAUGCGACCGUUGGCUUCUUUCCAGGUUGAACAAGAAGAUGCUGUAUUUCAGUUUCUGACAAAUUUGUUUUUAAAAAAUCACUUGAAUGUACUAUCCUGUAUUACUUUCUGAAUAGAAAAUGACAUACCAUUUUCUA